This is a messenger RNA of Manduca sexta (tobacco hornworm), 2097 nucleotides long. Its product is annotated as L-ascorbate oxidase. The coding region runs from base 105 to 1892 and encodes 595 amino acids. Lineage: Eukaryota; Metazoa; Arthropoda; Insecta; Lepidoptera; Sphingidae. The record is from RefSeq and is a predicted model, not a curated record. The transcript is spliced from 9 exons. Gene Ontology annotation, molecular function: copper ion binding; oxidoreductase activity.
ACAAAAUAGACGGACUGGCCUCGGCAGUUGUAAACUAAACACUCUAGGGACCGGUUGUGCAACGUGAUAUCACUUUACUUAGAAAUAGUAUAAGGUUGUGAUAAAUGAAAAUGAAAGUGUUCAUUUGUUGCUUGUUCGUGAUUGCAAAUAUAAGUAAUAAUGGGAAGGCAUCGGUAGACAGUCCUGUGUCAUAUACUGCAAAUGUACUUGAGGAUACCUUAAAGAAUUCAGAGAAAUGUUAUCGGCCGUGCAAAUUUAACGUGAAACCGAAAAGAUGUCAUUACAAAUUCAACAUUGAGCCUUCUAUUGGAGAUAAUAAGUUCCCGAUUUCUAUAAACGGGAUAGCGCCAGGACCACCAAUAUAUGCUUGCGUCAAUGACGUCAUUGUGGUGGAAGUGACGAACAGAAUCCCUGGUCAAAGUAUCGCUGUGCAUUGGCAUGGGGUGGAGCAAAGAGGAACGCCUUUCAUGGACGGAGUUCCUAUGGUGACGCAGUGUCCUGUAGAGUAUGGGACGACAUAUAAGUAUUUAUUUGUGGCAUCAUCUCCCGGGACGUUCUUCUAUCAUGCUGAUUCUGUUGCCCAUCAAAGCGACGGUGUAUACGGACUGCUCGUUGUAAACCAGCCACAGCCUCUGGAGCCACAUGCUUCUAUAUAUGACUUUGAUAGGGGCAACGAGAAUUCGCUACUUAUAGGUGCCAAGUUUCCAGUGCCACUUACAGGCAGUCUUGAAGAUACAAGCCAGAUUCAGCCAAAUGCUCUUGUUAUUAACAGCGAUGAAGAGACUACGAAGUUAUUCGUUCUGCCUGGAUACGCGUACAGAUUACGGCUCAUUAAUGCUGUAGCAAUAGAAUGUCCUGUUACUAUAAACAUAGAUAGUCAUGACUUGAUGAUCAUUGCAACCGAUGGGAAACCUGUCAAACCAGUGAUGACGCACAAUGUGCAACUAUAUCCAGGUGAACGUAUGGACGUAGUAGUGCGAAUGUCGCAGAGUAGUGGCGGAUAUUGGGUGAGAGCGCGUGGUGCCGACUCCUGCGCAGGUUUAACUGCAACUGCUAUGCUCUUGUACUCCGGUUUUAACUACACAUCCAUGCUGUUAGAUAAACAGAAUGAUCCAAGACAACAUCAAGAUACUGACAUAGAUUUAACAAUAAACGGACAAAUGUUGGAAUCCUCGAAAAAUACAAAGGAUGCAUCACACAGUCCUGAAGUAAAGUCUGUGUAUUUGUCCAUUGAUAAAAACGUUGUCAAUGUAAAAGAUAAUGAUUUUCGAUACAUCAGCGAUGCUAUACCAAAGAAACCUUACUAUCCUGCACCAAUGUUUUUGAAAGAUAAUGGCGUCGUUCAAAUCAAUGGAAAGAGCUUCUUGUAUCCGAAUGCGCCAAUUUUGUUGCAACCGAAGGAUGUUCGGGAGGAUUUGAUAUGCAACGUCGGUGAAGAAGGAAGUCAGUUAGAGGCUCAAUGCAUACAAAUAUUAAACGCUGUCCAAGGAGAAACAAUGGAACUGGUGUUGGUUAAUGAAGGUUUUGGUGGUAACGACUCGUAUACCUUCCAUAUGCAUGGAUUCAGUAUGCAAGUAGUUUCUACGUGGCGACAUCCUCACCACCAUCCCUUAACGAGAGAAGAAGUUAUGCGAAUGGACGAAGAAGGUAGAAUUGUCAGAAAUCUAAAAAAUCCUGUCAACAAGGAUACAAUAACGAUACCUAACAAAGGAUUCAUGAUAGUCAGAAUAGCACUCGACCGUGGAGGAAGUUGGUUACUGGAAUGCAGGUCUUGUGGACUAUCGUUACCUGCUGCCGUCAUAAUACAAGUACCACUGACGAUACCCAAGGAUGUCUCAGAAUCAUUACACAAAUGUGGCAGUUACCGCCCGCCGGACGUGUUACUUAAUUAAAGACUGAAAAGUGUUCUUAUGUAGUUGUAAAUAGAAUUGUAAUUUAUAAAUACCGCUACUGACUAUAGGCAUUGUAAUCGCAUGCACGAUUUAUGAAGCAUAUUCUGUUGUCUUUGGUAUUUAUAAAAUGUUAACAGGAUUUUUCUUAAAUUCUGCUCUGCUCGGCAUAAUGAUAAAGAUAUUAAAUCAAAUCAUUUGUUAAAUA